UCUGAUCACGUGAUCUUCGGAGCCUCGCGCUCAGUUUUUAUGCACGAGACCAGAUUGAGAGAGAGACCCAGGCGGAAUAGCUUGAUGAAAAGUAGUGCGUUUUGUGAAGGUUAGCUAUGGAAACCAACCGGAGUCCUCGAGAUACAUCGUGCAAGUUAUGUGAUGAGGGCUUCAAACUUCCCGAAAACGAAGAUGAAGGGAACCUCCCUCGCAUUCUCACAUGUGGUCACAUCUACUGCACCAAUUGUCUGCUGUCUAUUCAGUCUGAUAAUGUCAUUAGAUGUCCCGACUGUCAGGUGGAGUCCACUCUUCCUGCAGAUGGAGUGUUGGGUCUCCAGGAAGAAAGUAGCAUCAUAGGAGUCAUCUACACUGCUAAAAUAAGUGAGAGUUACAGGAGGAAGAACAAACUACAAGAACCUCCAGUAAAUAACUCCAAAGAUGAAACUGAGCAACAGUGUAGUGCAAAGCAUUUGGAUCAACCUCUUAUUCAGGCAGGAGAUGCAGAGAAGAAGGCUGACACAAAAGUGGACGAGGCGUUAGCAGAGGCUGCUGAAAAUCUCUGUAAACUCAUCAUUGCACAUGAGGCACUUACUGAUGGCUUGACAGAACAACUGAAGGCUGAAAAAGCUCGACUGGAAAUGGAAAUCAACCAAGCAGCAGAUAAAGCUUUAUGCACCAUUCAAAAGUGGAAAACUGUUCAGAUAAAUGAGCAGACAGAACUGGAGACAAAGUUCUUUACCAGCCAGCCAAUGCUUUCCCACAUCCAGGAAAGAAUCAAAUCCUUGAAAAAGGCCAUGGAGAUGGCCAGAGAAUUACGACGCGUACCCUUUCUGGAGCAGUACUGCGUCCUGGAUAAGUUGCUGGAGACGCUGAGGGCUCCUGUGGAGUCAUUUGAUUUGAAGUGCAUCUCUUUGGGCUCCAGGAUGAGUUGUGUUUUUCAGGAAGAAAAUCUAGACCAUGGUUUGGCUUUGUCUUUGAAGAUGGAAAUAAUGAACCCAAAACUCUCUCAUGAGUCACCAUCCAAGGAAAUGCAGCUGGACGGCUGCAACAGAAAAUCUCUCAGAGAUUGUGCUGUGGAGGGGGGGUAUAGUGGCGCCAUGCUCCCCAACCGCCAAGAACAGAACCAGGAGAACCCGAGGUCACGAAGCACCACUCCAAGCCCAAAACCAUCCGACACAACCAACCUCUCCCGCCAAAGCUCAUCCUCAGACCUCCGAAGCCCUGACGUCAUUGUUGAAGAGGUCUUGGAGGAAGCCAUUAAGUUAGUGAACCCCCCCUCUGGCCCUGACAUGAGCAAGAAACGGAGAUAUCAGAGUAAAAAAAGAAAAUACCAGUCUCUAAAGAACCAACAUGACUCUAAGUGUGUGGUGGUGGUGAGCCACAUUGUGAGUCCAGCUCACUUCUAUGUUCGCCAUGUGGCGGACAGACUGGAAAGUGAGAUCCUGUCAAGGAAAAUUCACAACCUCUGCUCUGGAAGUGGCUGUUCCUUUGCACCUGGGGACUCCAUUGAAACACAAUCUCUCAUCUUUGUGCUGUCUUACAAGAAACAGUGGUGCCGCUCCAAAGUGAUCGAAAUCUUCCAGAAAGGAUGCACGGAGCGAGUGAAAAUCUGUCCAGUCACACAGCUGGCCAUGGUCUACGUUUUCUCUCUAGACUUUGGAUUCUGCAGAAAAGUAACUAUACAAAGUGAGGACGAGACACCUGAAGGGACCCUGAAGGUUGUGAACGAGAAGCUGAGAAAGAUUUGUGAAGAUGUCAAACUGGAGCUGAGUGGCUUUGUCCCACAAGCCAUCAGAUGUUCACUGAAAGACCUCGUCCCAUAUGAUUUGAGCAAAGGUUGGGAUAACAAAGCACUCGUUGCUUUCCGCGCUGUAACUGGGUCAGCAGCUCUGGAGAUGCAGCCUUUGGGCCGAGACAGAGAUGCUUUGUUGGUGGAUCUGAAAAAAAUUCCCAUGGAUCAAUACAGUGACAUACCCAUCUCCAUCAGAGAGCAUCUCGUUUUCAACGAAGUCGCCAGGUUUUAUUAUCCAGUCAUUUCGGACAGACGGGCUUUGCGUUACUACCCUCCGGUCUACCCCAAAGUUAACACGGAGCUGAGUGCGGUGGUCUGCCACAUCAACAACCCUGGCGACUUCUACGUCCAAGCGGUUGAUAGCAUGGAGUCAUUGCUGCUCUCAGCCAGACUUCAGGACUGCUACAACGCUCCAGAUGUGCUUGAAGAUGAGGAGCUGAAGGUCUACUGUCCGGAGAUCGGACAGCCCUGCGUCGCCCGCUUUGAGGAAAACCUGUGGUACAGAGCUCAGGUCAUCGGUUGUCCAAGAGCAAGUAAAGUGGAGGUGCUCUAUGUGGAUUUUGGCAACAAGAAAAUCAUUCCUGUCAGUGACUUAAGGAAGAUCAAGGAAGAGUUCUUCAUGCUUCCUGCCAUGGCCACCCCCUGCUGUUUGGCCGAUGUGAUUCCUUUGGAUGGAAAGACCUGGAGUGAAGCCUGCACCAGCAGAUUCAUCGCUUUAACAUACCAGAAACUAGUCCUCAUUUUUGUUACAGAAAAAGUCUACCGGUCUACACCGAUUGUGGUUCAGGUGUUUGAGAAUGACGAAGCUCGAGCCAACAUCGCUGAGGUUCUGGUUCAAGAGGAGCUGGCCUGCUGGAUUGACAAAAAGAAAAACAAAAAAGACGGUCUCAGAGAAGAUGAUGCUGUCGUAUGGGAUCCAGUGUUGGAGCUCAGUUCUGCAAAACCAAGCGAUGGCAGAAAACAAAACGAGGAGCUACUGAACUUACAGAUUCAUCAGAGAUCUCCUGAUCAGCUCAAAGACCUGGCGGUCAGGAUCAGCCACGUCUGCUCACCGAGCAGCUUCCAUGUCAGGUUCACCCAGUACGACACACAACUCCAAAGGAUCGGUGAAAAGGUGAAGAGUGAGUGUGAACUCUCAGAGCCACAGGAGGUGGCGUGGAAAGCCGACAUGUUCUGCGCUGCGUUCAUCAACGAAGUCUGGGAGCGAGGGCAGAUCUGUGCCGACGUCACUUCCACUGACAUUGCAGAAGUGAGACUCUGUGACCAUGGCAACACAGAGAAGCUGCAUGUCAGUAAUCUGCGGCCAUUGCCAUCCUCUUUGAUUGGCUCCAUGGCACUUGAGUGCUGUCUCGACGAUAUCAGGCCCGCGGGGGGCCAAUCAGGAUGGACGGCUACAGCCGUCGACUUGUUCUCCCUCUAUGUAAAAGGGGCAGUGGCUGUCAUCACUAUCAAGGAGCUGACGGAGGAGCGCCCGGUACCCAUCACUUUGUUCUGCUCCAACAAAGUAGGACAGUAUGUCAGCAUGUCAGACUUCCUGGUUCGUGAAGGGCUGGCGCUGUGGAAAAGAAAGCCCAGCAGAGAUGCUGUCAUCCAAAAACCUGAGGAAAGCGAUGUAAAUUCUCCAACCACUGACACCCAACCAGAUGAGAAAGAAAGCUCCACCUCUCUGCGCAUGCUCCCUAAAGCUUCCCUCCAAGGGACUCCCACCCCUCCAAAACCAAGCCCCCGCUUCCUUAUGACCCCUGCAAAGGUUAAGACUUCGCUGUACAACGCGCCUGAGCUGCCAUGUCGGGGCCACGUCCAGAUGACGGUCACUGCUGUUGGAGACGACGGCCUCAUUUACGCCAGAACGGAGGAUUUAGAGUGUCAGCUGCAGCAGCUUUGUGAACGGAUCCAGCAGACCUGGCAGACUCUACCCAAACCCAAGCCCUACACCUGGAAGUCGGUUCUAGGCUGUGCUGUCUUUGGAUCGGACAUGCUGUGGUACAGAGGACAGAUUCUCUCCGUGCUGGGAGGAAAUGUUGAGGUGCAGUAUGUGGAUCAUGGGUUUGUGGAGAACAUCCCGAUGGCUCAUGUGUACCCGGUGCUGCUGUGUGCUGAUGUCCCUCAGCUCUGUAUUCCCUGUCAGCUUCACGCCAUCAAUCCUCUGGGCGGGAGGUGGCAGGAGUACGCCGUGGCCUUCAUGAGGGAGCUGCUGCAGAACCGCUUUGUGGACGUGCAAAUAUUGGAUGUGCCAUCUGAUCCCAGAGGACCUCUCACCGUGCAGAUCUUUCUAGACGGCCUGAAUCUCAAUGACAUCCUGUGUCACCACAGCCAUGGUUCUGUGGACCCAGCCGUCGCAGCAGAAGAGGAGCACACAGCCAUUCCUCCCACCCCGAUCCAGGAUGUCUGGGAGAUUAACACGGAGGGUCUUGUUGAAACCCUGGAGCCCAUGCUGGGGCCCUUUGUGUCCCCAAACCCGCCACAGGAGGGGGAGCACUUUAAAGUCAAGGUCAAGCAUCUGCAUACUCCUAACGAGUUGUUCCUUUGGCCUCUGGAGGGACCCCUUGACUCCAAAGUUGAAGGAGAGACUCUGCAAGAGGCUUUGGCCAGAAUCAAUGCAAACAUCAGCGCUCUGCCGCACCUCACCUGCUUCAACCGUGGUUAUCCAUGUCUGGCAGAGUACAGGGACGGGAAGUACUACCGGGCCAAGCUGCUGCAGAUUACCAGCUUGGAACCCGUCACAUUGUUGGUCAAGCAUGUUGACUUUGGUUCCGAUGACACUCUCCCCCCAAAAAAGCUGCGUCAGAUGCCAGCAGAGCUGCUGAAGUUUCCAACUCAGGUGUUGAAAGUCCGUGUCGCCGGCUUUAAGGCUCCGACCGUCAGCCAGCAGGAAGACGUGAUUCCAUACUCUCCUGAAUGGACCGUGGCGGCUGCUAUGGAGAUGCUCGACCUGCUGCACGGCAACAUCACGGCUACUGUUGUCAUUCGAGAGCCUGAGGUGGUCGUCCAGCUCCACAAUGAGGAUGGAGAGCUGCUUCACCUGGGCCUGGUGAACAAAGGACUGGUUGAACUAGAGUGAAGUUGAAGAGGAACAUCUGCUGCUGGUCAAGCAUGUGUUUCUGCCUGACGCGUUCUUCACAGAUGUAGAUAUUUUAUUUAAAUGUUGAAGUGUCUUUUCACAGCUGUGAGCGUUCAUUUCAGGCUCAGCUGGUUUAAACUCAUUUGUGUUGGUUUCAUUGAAGACAUUUCUGUUUGAAGACGCAAAAUAAAAACUCUUCAUUUC
This is a messenger RNA of Oryzias melastigma (Indian medaka), 5057 nucleotides long. RefSeq names its product ring finger protein 17 (gene rnf17). The coding region runs from base 117 to 4853 and encodes 1578 amino acids. The record is from RefSeq and is a predicted model, not a curated record. The transcript is spliced from 38 exons. NCBI's taxonomy places the organism in Eukaryota, Metazoa, Chordata, Actinopteri, Beloniformes, Adrianichthyidae.